Molecule: messenger RNA, 834 nt
Organism: Talaromyces amestolkiae
Lineage: Eukaryota; Fungi; Ascomycota; Eurotiomycetes; Eurotiales; Trichocomaceae
Exons: 4
Coding region: 1-834 (277 amino acids)
Cellular component (GO): cytoplasm
Molecular function (GO): phosphatase activity
Source: RefSeq, a predicted model, not a curated record
AUGGCUCCCAUUGUUCAUUUCGUGCGACAUGCUCAGGGCUACCACAACCUCACAACCGCAAACCACGUCCUCCCCGAUCCCGAACUCACACAGCUCGGCGAGCAACAAUGCGCAAAACUCAAGGAGGCCUUCCCAUACCACUCUCAAAUCGAAUUGGUAGCUGCCUCGCCAUUGCGCCGAACUAUUAAUACCGCACUACUCAGCUUCCAGCCCGUUUUUGAGGCUCACAAGGACUUCAAGAUCCUGUGUAUCCCUGAAGCGCAAGAGACGAGUGACGAGCCUUGUGAUACUGGCAGUGAUCCGGCUGUGUUGCAAAAAGAAUUUGUGGAUCGUGGGUUACCGGUGGAUAUCUCGUUGGUUCAUGAUGGUUGGAACAGCAAGAAGGGUAAAUGGGCACCCACUAUCUCUGCUCUUAGGAACAGAGCCCGUGAGGUUCGCAAAUGGCUCAAAUCGCGGCCCGAAAAGCAAAUCGUCCUUGUCACUCAUGGUGGCUUGCUUCACUAUUUGACCGAAGACUGGGAGGAUGGUAGCAUGUACCAAGGCACCGGUUGGGUAAACACAGAAUAUCGCACAUACAAAUUCUCCGACUCCAUCGAUACCGAGGACAUCGAAGGCAACAAAGUGGAAGGAGGCGAUGAUUUCACAAUCAUUGAGACACCCGAAUCCAGAGAGCGUCGUGGUAAGCCUGCCCAGGCACCUUCACGAGCAGAAGAGAAAGUUCUCUACCGCAAGGGUAUUGAGGGCUGGGAGGCACAAGGAUUGCAGCCCAGUUCGAAAGAUCGCGAGGCUGGCAAGGUGUCGGGAGGAGAGGAGGUUAAUGGUAGUCGCAUUUAG